AUGGCAAUGGUAGUAAACCAGUGGCCAGACAACAUUUCUGCAGAUCCGGGGUCUCAGCUGCAGAUCUGCGGCCAGGAGCCUGGCGGGACACCGGGCACACCCAACGGCUCCACGCCGGGGAACGACUCACUGUCCGGGGACAAGAUCCCUAACGUGGACUGCAUGGUGUGUGGGGACAAGUCCAGCGGGAAGCAUUACGGCCAGUUCACGUGCGAGGGAUGCAAAAGCUUUUUUAAGCGCUCUGUGAGGCGCAACCUUACGUACACCUGCCGAGGGAACCGAGACUGUCCCAUCGACCAGCACCACCGGAACCAGUGCCAGUACUGCAGGCUGAAGAAGUGCCUGAAGGUCGGCAUGAGGAGGGAAGCUGUACAGAGAGGACGGACAUCAAACUCUCAGAGCAGCCCAGGCCAAUACCUGACAAAUGGCACCGAUCCAUACAACAGCCAACCCUACCUCUCUGGGUUCAUUUCUCUUCUACUGCGUGCCGAACCCUACCCAACGUCACGGUACGGUGCCCAGUGCAUGCAGGGAAACAACGUGAUGGGCAUCGAGAACAUCUGUGAACUGGCGGCCAGAUUGCUGUUCAGUGCCGUGGAAUGGGCCAAGAACAUCCCUUUUUUCCCUGACCUGCAGCUAAUGGAUCAGGUGGCGCUGCUGCGCAUGUCAUGGAGCGAGCUCUUUGUCCUCAACGCAGCUCAGUGUUCCAUGCCACUGCACGUGGCUCCUCUGUUGGCAGCGGCUGGCCUGCACGCAUCGCCCAUGUCCGCGGAGCGCGUGGUGGCGUUCAUGGAUCACAUCCGCGUCUUCCAAGAGCAAGUGGAAAAGUUGAAGGCGCUGCAAGUCGACACAGCCGAGUAUUCCUGCCUCAAGUCCAUCGUGCUAUUCACAUCCGACGCCAUGGGAUUGUCAGAUAUCGCCCAUGUGGAGAGCAUCCAGGAAAAGUCUCAGUGUGCCCUGGAGGAGUAUGUGCGAAACCAGUACCCCAACCAGCCAAAUCGCUUCGGGCGCCUCCUUCUGCGCCUCCCAUCCCUGCGCAUCGUCUCAUCUCCGGUCAUCGAGCAGCUUUUUUUCGUGCGCCUGGUGGGCAAGACGCCUAUCGAGACGCUGCUCCGUGACAUGUUGCUGUCGGGAUCUAGCUACAACUGGCCCUACAUGCCCACCAUGCAGCGUGAUCGACCCCUCUCCCUCCAUUACAAUGAGAACGGGCCGUGA
This is a messenger RNA of Cynoglossus semilaevis (tongue sole), 1215 nucleotides long. RefSeq names its product nuclear receptor subfamily 2, group F, member 5 (gene nr2f5). Gene Ontology annotation, molecular function: DNA-binding transcription factor activity; zinc ion binding; sequence-specific DNA binding. Gene Ontology annotation, biological process: regulation of DNA-templated transcription. NCBI's taxonomy places the organism in Eukaryota, Metazoa, Chordata, Actinopteri, Pleuronectiformes, Cynoglossidae. The record is from RefSeq and is a predicted model, not a curated record. The coding region runs from base 1 to 1215 and encodes 404 amino acids. The transcript is spliced from 4 exons.